Messenger RNA from Phalaenopsis equestris, 1094 nucleotides. RefSeq names its product protein LOW PSII ACCUMULATION 1, chloroplastic-like. The coding region runs from base 232 to 954 and encodes 240 amino acids. The transcript has 3 exons. The record is from RefSeq and is a predicted model, not a curated record. Lineage: Eukaryota; Viridiplantae; Streptophyta; Magnoliopsida; Asparagales; Orchidaceae.
UCUAAAUAAUAACAAUAAAAUUGAAGGUAGAGGAGGAACCAGAAGGCCGGGAGGAGGACACGCCGACAGUACAACGGCCAUGGCUGUCGUUGCUCCGAUUUCCCUUCUUAGCUUUAGCCCCAACUUCAAUUCCUCUCACAAAGCGCGUUCCUUAAGCUCCAAAGCUUUUCUAGGGAUAACUGGUCUCCUCUCUUCUUCUCUUUCUUCUCCGUUCAUCCUUCCUCGGCGUUCAUGAGCCGUGUGCUCUUUCGAAUUGCGAGGAGAAGGCACUCCUCUUGCAUAAAAUGCUCUGCAGCGAACAAGCAGUCUCCUUCUACCGAGAUAAGCUCAACAGCCAAGAUAAGAAGUGAAGUUCUCUCUCCCUUCCGUUCCGUUCGAAUGUUCUUUUACCUCGCCUUCAUCGCAAGCGGUGCUGCAGGAGGACUGAUAGCCAUCACUCAAUUAAUAUCCGCUCUUACAGAUCCAUCAAAAACUCUACUGCUGCCCGAGGUCUUAAAGGGCCUCGCCAUAGAUGCAAGCGCAGUUUUCCUUUUCUAUUUUCUGUAUUCAAGGGAGAACGAAGCAAAGAAUGUUCAGUUAGCCAAGCUGUUCAGAGAAGAAAGCCUUUCUCAGCUGAAGCUACAGAUUGAUCAGAAUAAGAUAAUUGCCGUCAAUGAUCUGCGGGGAAUUGCGCGACUUGUCGUCAUUGCCGGCUCUGCGUCUUACAUUAACGAAUCGUUCAAGCUCAGCGAAGCAUUUACGGACAGCCUUCUUGAACGAGGCGUGUUGGUGGUUCCAGUAUCCACUGAUAAGACGAAACUUGAGUUUGAAUCAGCAGAGCGUAAAGGGGAGAUUUUUAUUGAUGAAAGGAGGAAGAAGCUCUGGCAGCUGAGGCCUGUUAACGUUGCAGAAUGGAGAAAUUGGAUAGAUGAGCAGAAGAAACUGGCUACUGUUCCGCUUGAUUCUCCUGUGUGAGUACUCUUUCAUCUUCUUCAUACCACUUAAUUCCUAUGUAUUUACAUUUCUAUCACCUACAUUUCAUACCUUAACUAUCACUUUUUAAAAAUUAAAAUAAUGGUAUUUUGUAUAUGAUAUGAAAGAUUUGGGUGGUAUAC